GCCUGGGUGAUGCGGCAACGACGGCAGCGAAGAUCCCGACCUCCUACGGCCGGCGGCGAUGAUGCAGAUGCGGGCGCACAUGGGGAGCUCAAACUAUGCCGGCGGCCGCAAGAUCUGGUCGCCAACACGUCCCCGACCACGACGGGGAGCAUGAGCAGCUCGUCGGCCCAUGGUAGGAGCACGGGAUGGGGAGGGCAUCUUCUCGUCUCCCUCGUCUCCCCUUUCUGGACGGCUCGUGGGGAGCAUGUAGGAGGCUUACGAAAAUGGAGACGAGCGGGUGGAUCUUCAAGAGUGUUGGCAUCUUCCUCUAAUUCUUGUUUGGCAUGUUAUGGAAGAAGAAGAAGAAGAAGUUGUACAUAUGUGUUCACUGUAUUGAAAUUAUGUACAAGGUAUUUCGCACUUGUAUUCAACCCACUCAGAAAAUUAGCGACAUGGAAAAUCGUGCAUUCAAGCCUCUAUUCGAGAGAUGGUCGAUGUGGUGUGGUGGGCAGCGUAAAGGAAUUUGUCGAGGUUGCCAAUAUGAUUGAGGUAGCGGAUGCAACUCGGCAGAACAAGAAUGUGUGUUAGCAGAUUAGAGAUCGCGCAGAUUGUCGUUGUGCCACGCUGUCAAAGCUUGUUCAUGGUGGUGAAGAGAAGGAACCCACAGAUUGAUUUAGCAUGCCAUGUGAUUGUGAGAGCAGAGUGCUUGUGUUCGUAUUGGAGAGGGAAAUUAUUUAUUUCCCAUUCGGCCAUAUCCAAUCCCCCCUGGCGAACCGCCGUUUGCGGAGUGUUCUCUGCGCAUCUUCUCUAGCGAGGGAAACAAGCUACUGCGGCUUCAGUUACUCAUGUAGCAUGGUAAUUCCAUUUCCUCCAUGUCCUUUUUCUGUUCAUUUUCUAUUGCAGCUCCUUUCGAGAAUGCUCCCAGCUAGAAUGUAUAGUCUCUGUCAGUGUAAACUGUAUGUCAGUUGAUUAUGUCAGUGUAAACUGUAUUUCUAUUUAAAUUAUCUUUAUGAUUGAUAUAUAGUUAUUUAUCAUAUGAUUUUGAUAUUUCUUCAAAAUAAACUAGCACCUGGGUUGGGUGGGAACGUCUCCCGAGCUGCCAAGCUAGGGCUAUUUAUCUACUAUCUUUGUAUUGCUGACAUCCAAUACAUUGAGCCACAUAAAUCUUAUUUUUCCGUCCUGGUAGUUAUCAUCAUGUUUUUUCCUGUUUAGGUGCUCUAGAGAUGCAACGUUUUCAAAUGCCACCUCAUCUUUUUGUUCAUUUAUGUUGUUUGUCAUAGUUUUACACUAAGGGAUAACAUACUAUAUAAUGAUUUUCAUAGUUUUAAACUAAAAAGGAAGUGUUUUAUUGUAGGUCUUUGGCCAUGGAGUUUAAGUUACUGGCUGGUACAAAAUUUCAGAUUCUAGGCACUAGAGGAACUAAAUUUGAGGUUUAAUUCUAUGAAUUAGUUGGUUUUCAGUGUUUUUUAUUUUAUCAUAUAAUUAUUGAAACAUGAAGUGGCAUUGACACAUUUUUUUUACCAUAAGUAUCACUUCUCUGAGUUACUAAUAUUUUUUCCAAGAUCGGAUUAUUUCCUGGUCAUUUACCUAUUUAGUAUGUAACUCUACUAGCAGGAGCGCCUUCACUGGGUAUAUUGGGGAUCCUAAUGCGCUGAUGGUGCUGCUGAUAUGACCAAAUGAAGUGCUAAAAGCUUGUAUGGACAUUCUUAAUUUUGAACAGGUUUUAUGCUAUUCAUCAAGCCAUACCAAGUUGAUUAUCUUUGUAUGCUCCUUCUAUCUUUAUUUAUGUCACGGUUGUGUGAUAAUCUAGAUAGUUGUAUUUUCCCUUCAAAUAGUGUUAGAUGAUUGAGUAAUUAAGGGUGGAAGUUACUGUUGUUUUGCACAUUUCCUUGUGUUGUCAUCUGCCUAGCUGCUGGUUCUUUGACUUUUGCUUUUUUUCUUAGACCAAUUGAGGUAUAUCUGUAUUAUGUAGUCGUAGUUUCAGUUUCUUGAUUUAUAUUCUAUGGUCUGUUCAGAUUAUGACAUGUACAAAUGUACAUUAAGGUCCGCUAAUUUGUUUGUUGGCAGACUUAUUCAUACUUACUCUAUUAUAGUUUCCUAAUUCAUCCAUAUUUCAGGAAUUUGGUAAGUAAACAAAAUAUUAAUGAAAUAGGAAAAUACAUAUG
Messenger RNA from Lolium perenne, 2144 nucleotides. The record is from RefSeq and is a predicted model, not a curated record. Lineage: Eukaryota; Viridiplantae; Streptophyta; Magnoliopsida; Poales; Poaceae.